AUGGAGUCUAACUUUUCCAUUCCGGAGCCCGAUAACGUGCCUGUGACGUUCGACAGAUACGAAUGGCACUUCCAAGAAGCCUCUCUGAAGUCAAUGUUGAAACCAUUUCGAAUGUGCAAGGUUUCGCACUUGCCCGGUCUGCCGCUUUUCAACGAUCCCAGAGUUUUAAACACUGCAAUGACCAGGGCUCAGUCCCAGGUGAUUGUAGUUGGAGAUGCCGCCGCCCUCUGUUGCUUUGGGAAAUGCUCGGGAAUCUGGAAGAGCUUCAUGGACCACUGCAUCACCAAUAAGAACGUCGUACCACAGCAUUACACAAAAGACUUCUUUGAAAAAGAUGUUAUGGAAAUUGCAAGGUUUCAAAAGACUGAAGUUGUGGAUGAAACAGAAACUGUUAAUGAUGCGAUUCUACAGGAGCUGAGAGAUGAAUAUGAAAAGUCCAACACAGAAUCCAGUUCAGAUGAGGACAAUGUGGAGGAGUUGAAUCCCCAGAGGCACAGAGGCAAUGAAGACCAGACAGAUCUCUUGGAUUUAUGUUCCAAACAACCAAAGAUGUUCGAGCGAGGAAAGUUUGUCCGGCAGUCAUAUUCAACUGGUUAUGUCGUUCCGUUUCAUGGCUCCAACAGACGGAUAAGCAUCCAGGGAAGAACAAACACAGGGAAGGCAUUCACUGGAGAUGAAGUGGUGAUUCAAAUACAAGAACCCAGGGUGGUUGGCAUCGUCAAGAGUGCCAAAAAGGUUCGACAGAUACGAAUGGCACUUCCAAGAAGCCUCUCUGAAGUCAAUGUUGAAACCAUUUCGAAUGUGCAAGGAAAACAGUUCAGGGCAGUUAUAAUAACUGCUGUGCAAACGCGUGACAGCCUUCAGGAGUCGCAUUUGCCCGGUCUGCCGCUUUUCAACGAUCCCAGAGUUUUAAACACUGCAAUGACCAGGGCUCAGUCCCAGGUGAUCGUAGUUGGAGAUGCCGCCGCCCUCUGUUGCUUUGGGAAAUGCUCGGGAAUCUGGAAGAGCUUCAUGGACCACUGCAUCGCCAAUAAGAACGUCGUACCACAGCAUUACACAAAAGACUUCUUUGAAAAAGAUGUUAUGGAAAUUGCAAAGUUUCAAAAGACUGAAGUUGUGGAUGAAACAGAAACUGUUAAUGAUGCGAUUCUACAGGAGCUGAGAGAUGAAUAUGAAAAGUCAGGGACAGAAUCCAGUUCAGAUGAGGACAAUGUGGAGGAGUUGAAUCCCCAGAGGCACAGAGGCAAUGUAGACCAGACAGAUCUCUUGGAUUUAUGUUCCAAACAUCCAAAGAUGUUCGAGCGAGGAAAGUUUGUCCGGCAGUCAUAUUCAACUGGUUAUGUCGUUCCGUUUCAUGGCUCCAACAGACGGAUAAGCAUCCAGGGAAGAACAAACACGGGGAAGGCAUUCACUGGAGAUGAAGUGGUCAUUCAAAUACAAGAACCCAGGGUAGUUGGCAUCGUCAAGAGUGCCAAAAAGGUCAUUGGCUGGAAAAAACAUUGUUUUUAUCCUUUGGGGAAUGUCAUAGAUAUUCUCCCCAAAACUGGAUAUUCGGGUGACAGGCUUUGGCUGCUGAAAGAGGAAUUUGGAGUGUCACCCACCCCGCCUGAAACCGAUGGCCUCUCCUCAGAGGAAGAAGAUACAACAGACAGACGGGAUGAACGAAAGACAAUCACUUUCACUGUUGAUCCGGCAGUAGCCAAGGAUUUGGAUGAUGCCAUCAGCAUCAGGGAGGAUGGAGAAUACUAUGAGUUGGGAAUCCAUAUUUCAGAUGUGGCAAGUUUUGUGGAGCCAGGUGGUACAUUAGAUGAGAUUGCAGGAGAACGUGGCUGUAGCUUCUAUGGAAAAGGAGAAGAACCCAUUCAUAUGUUCCCUAAAGAACAGAGCACUGAGCUCUUCAGUCUCCUGCCAGGUAGAGACCGCAGGGUGGUGUCACUUAUGUUCAAAGUGCGAAAGGACACUGACGAGGUCGAAGGAAAGCCCAGGUUUCAGCUGUCCCUGAUCAACUCCAACAGGAAGCUAUCUUAUGAACAGGCAGAGGACAUCAUCUCUAAGAGAUAUAGAGGGCCGCCCAGUUUCGGGGAAGUGGAAGACUGUGUCACGGUGGCCUAUCGUUUUGCAAAAGCUCAAAGGAAAAGAAGACUUCCGGAGUGGGCUUAUUCACAGUGCGAUGACAAAAGAUUGCCUGGAAGACGCAAAGCCCGUGUGAUGAUUGAAGAAAUGAGCGUGUUAUUUAACAGACACACAUCAAAGACUCUUCUCCACUCACCACUCACCGAGAACCUCACUCCCCUCCAGUGUCACGCCAAACCGGAUGAUGAAAAAGUUGAAUAUCUGAAGGAGAAACUUGGAGAGCUAAUCCCACUUUCUUUUCAUGUGAGACACAAAGUUGACGUGGACCAACACACUCCAAGCAUUCAGCAUUUCCGCAUAUUUACCAAAGUGUGGGAGGACAUCCUGUCAGCUGCCAGAGCGGACGACAUGGACAAAAUGAUAUUCAACUUUUUCAUCAUCCGGUUUGGCGUGACACUGGAGGGGAAUGAGAUGCUCGCUGACAGGAUUUCCUCCCACAUGUUGAUAUUCAACUUUCUCAUCAUCCGGUUUGGCCUGACAGCGGAGGGGAGUGAGGUUCUCGGAUCGGAGGAAGAUCGUGUGGAGAUCGCUAAAAUGCUGGUGGAGGAUGCAGGCGUGGAUGAGGGAAGUAUUGUGGUUCUUUCACCCUAUAAUGCUCAAAGAGGAACUGAAGAGGAUGAAAUUGGGGAAAAUUACAGUUACAACGAUCACAAAAAGCCAAGAAGGGUUAACAGUCAGAGUAUUAGCAGUCCAAUGAAUAUCCUGAAUUCUGCCAUGUUUCCUGAACAGGUGGAGAUCGCUAAAAUGCUGGUGAAGGAUGCAGGCGUGGAUGAGGGAAGUAUUGUGGUUCUUUCACCCUAUAAUGCUCAAGUAUCUGCGAUCAGAGAGGAACUGAAGAGGAUGAAAUUGGGGAAAAUUACAGUUACAACGAUCACAAAAAGCCAAGAGAUUGUGAGCGAGCCCAGCGGUGUUUGGCUGUCCAAACAUGUGGGAUUUGUGGCGGAUCCCAACCAGAUAAACGUGGCCAUCACUCGCGCCAAGGAGGGACUGUGCAUCAUAGAGAUUGUGAGUGAGCCCAGCGGUGUUUGGCUGUCCAAACAUGUGGGAUUUGUGGCGGAUCCCAACCAGAUAAACGUGGCCAUCACUCGCGCCAAGGAGGGACUGUGCAUCAUAGAGUACGGGCCUCAUGUCAAAGUCCAGCACCAGCCACUGUUCGUACAGGCCUGCGUGGACGGAUGUGAAGGUGACAGUGAUGGAGUAGGAACCUGCUCCCCUGAUGCGUACACGCAGGGAGCAGGACUGGUGUCACCGAGGCUGAACGAAGCUCCAGGUUCCUCUUUCAGCAGCGCCACACCAGAAUCCUGUGAGUAUGGCAACAACUGUCCAAAGGCCCAUUCUGAGGAGGAGCUGAAGGAGUGGAUGAUGCGCGCCGAAGAGGAGGUGGAGAUCCGAUCCAGCAUGGAGGCUCAGGGGCUCAUGUGCUACAACCAGAGGCUGCUGGACGACAUCUCCUGUGAUGAAGCAUUAAACGCACAGUGUGACGACACCAACACAACUCUGACGUGGAACUUUAGAGUGGAGACGGAGAGAGAGCUCGUGCACGUGGCGCUGCUGAAAGAGGAACCUGGAGCUUCGUUCAGCCUCGGUGAUAGCAGUCCUGCUCCCUGCGUGUACGCAUCAGGGGAGCAGGUUCCCAGGGAAGAAAUCACCUACUCCAUCACUGUCACUUUCACAUCCGUCCACGCAGGCCUGUACGAACAGUGGCUGGUGCUGGACUUUGACAUGAGGCCCGUACUCUUAAAGAAACUCAAAGUCAGAGUGGGACAGCCUCCAUCUGACGACUCCGAACAAUCCAGUUCAGACCAAAGAGCCUCGGUUCAGAGCGCGGAGCGCUGGCACCGAGGGAACAGGAUCAUCAUCCCCUGCUCGUCCAGAACCGAAGAACAGGAGAUGUUAAAGCUCUACAAGCCCCCACUGGUGGGUCUAGUCCACAGAUCAGCCCACAACAAAGAAACCCCCCUGACCAGGGACAACUACAGAGAGAAGAUGCACCGCUUCCUGUACGAUGAGGAGCGGGCAGAGGACCAGGUGGUGUCA
Molecule: messenger RNA, 4170 nt
Organism: Menidia menidia (Atlantic silverside)
Lineage: Eukaryota; Metazoa; Chordata; Actinopteri; Atheriniformes; Atherinopsidae
Source: the annotation of a GenBank genome assembly